UUUUCCAGGGUUAAGACGAAGAGCCCGUUCUUCAGACGUUUUCAUUCUCUCGUAGUCAGUCAUAGUAUCCUAAACUGACAGAAAUUGCGCCUCGCCUAAUUUUCUCUAUAUUUGUAUCGGCAACACAAGACAAAACCCUAAUUCUGUAUUCGUCUCUGAUAAAACUCAAACUCUCGCUGUCUUUUUUGCUAUCUGUGCAUCUGUUCGCUUCUUCACAGUGAGACUCUUUUCUCUCUUGGGCCUUUCCCUGAGACGCAUUGCUCGGAUUGGGGAUAUUACUGGUCGGCAGUUAUUGAGGCGGUUACGGUUUCCGUGUAGUUAUCAAUCAUAGCGUGUUAGGGUUAGUUCUCUCUCUAAUUCGCUCGUUCUAAAGGAUUUUUCUUAUAUUUUGUGCUGUUCAAACCCUAGGAGUUGGAGGUUAUAUACGUAUUUUCGGCCGUAUAUGCGUUUGUUCUAGGGUUUACAGUUUUACGGAUUCCUCUGCCGUGUUUGAGCGCUGAUUUUUAUUUUGUCCUAGGGUUUUCUGGAUUGUUUCUGGUGAGUGGGCGUGGACAUUUUACAGAAUCGCGUGUAUUCCUUCAUUAUUGCUUCUUAGUUCUUUCGUUAUUUCGAUUUUCGUUACAGAGGCGAUGGUCUCCUAGUGUGUUGUCAUCUAUUGCAAAUACUCCAUAGAGAGGGAGACAGAAACAGGGAGAGUUUCUAUGCUGUUUGUAACCCAUGCCUCUUGUUCUUGCCCUCAGGGUUAAAACUUGUUUCAAAAUCUGCUUCUUCUAAUUUGGUAUAUUGUGGAUAGAAACUCCAGUCCUUAGGGUUAUAGAACAAUAGCCAAUAAGUUUUUUGUUAGAGGUAAUUCUGAGCAAGAGUGAUUUGUUUAUUGAAUAACAAGAUAGGAUUAAGAUCUGUAGCAAAAGCUUUUGUAUAGCAGCAAACAAUUUUGUGGGAGUGGGGGUAACAAGCUGAUUGAGGUGCUAGUUUUUACUAUAACUGAUGGUGCUUUGUACUCCUUAUGGAAAGAAGUGAACCCGCUUUAGUUCCAGAAUGGUUGAGAAGUACUGGAAGUGUCACUGGGGGUGGCAGUUCAGUCCCCCACUUUUCAUCAUCAUCUUCUCACGCAGACGUUCCUUCGUUGGCACAUCAUACUAGAAGUAGGAAUCCUAAGAACACAAGUGAUUUUGAUUCCCCAAGGCCAGGUUUCUUGGAUCGAACAUCGUCCUCAAAUUCCCGCAGAGGUUCUAGUUAUGGUUCUGCAAAACAUGCAUACAGUAGUUUUGGCAGGAAUCACCGGGAUAAGGACCGUGAGAGGGAUAAGGAGAGGUCGAACUUUAUUGAGCUCUGGGACCGUGAUGGUUCUGAAUCUUUAGGAAACUUUAGCAGUAGAGGUGACAAUGCAUUGAGGCGUUCUCAGUCGAUGGUAUCGAGGAAACAGAAUGACAUUUUACCUCGGAGAGUUGCUGGGGACUCAAAAAAAAGCAGUGGCGGCCAUUAUAACAAUGGCAAUGGUAUGCUUUCAGGGGUUAGUAUCGGUAAUAGCAUCCCAAAAACUGUGUUUGAGAAGGAUUUUCCAACGCUUGGAACUGAAGAGAAGCAAGGAAUUCCUGAUAUAGGAAGGGUUUCUUCUCCUGGUCUGAGCACUGCUGUUCAGAGCUUGCCCGUAGGAAAUGCAACUUUGAUUGGUGGUGAGGGAUGGACCUCUGCUCUGGCAGAGGUGCCUGCUAUAGUUGGGAGUAGUACCAUAGGUACUACAGUGGCCGCGCAAACUGUUGCUGUUGGUUCUGUCUCCGGGACUUCAAGUCCAGUGGCAGGUAUGAAUAUGGCUGGAGCUCUUCAGACUCCAUCAAGAACUCGUGCUGCACCCCAGUUAUCUGUCCAGACACAAAGGCUUGAGGAAUUGGCAAUUAAGCAGUCAAGGCAAUUAAUCCCUGUGACACCCUCAAUGCCCAAGGGAUCGGUUCUCAGUUCUUCUGAUAAAUCCAAACCAAAGUCACUAGGCAGAGCUAGCGAGAUGAUUAUGCCUGCCAAGAAUGGCCCGCAGCCAAUUUCUUCAGUACAUCAUGUUAAUCAAUCUUUACAUGGUGGGCAUGUGAAAUCCGAUGUGCCAAAGACAUCUCAGGGAAAGCUUUUUGUUCUCAAACCAGGUUGGGAAAAUGGUCUAUCCCCUUCUACAAAGGAUACUGGUUUAGCAACUAAUGCCAACGGCAGAGUUGCAAAUACCCAGGCUGCUGCUACACCUUUGGUUGCAUCUGCUUCUUUGAGGAGCCCAAACAACUCAAAACUUCCAACUGGAGACUGGAAAUCAAAUUCCAUAAAACUGAUUUCAGGGUUAUCUGUGGAAAAGAGACCCUUGCCUCAAAGUCGGCAUGAUUUUUUGAAAGGCUUGAAAAUGAAAACUCCAGGGAAUACUUCUGCUGUCCUCCCUGAUUCACCCACUGUUGAUACAUCUCCAACCGCAGAGAAGCCUGGUGAAAUAUCUAAGAAUGUAGGUAGUGCCCCUGCAACACCUCAUGCUACUAAUAAUGGUGCUGAGGUAACUAGCAUCGAUGAUACCUGUUCAGAGGUUCAGAGGUUUUCUGAAGUUGGAGAGAAGAAUAUGAGCCCCCGUGCGGUAGUGGAUUCAGUUGAAGAGGAGUUUGCAUUCCUUCGGUCUCUUGGCUGGGAAGAAAAUUCUGGUGAGGAUGAAGGCCUUACGGAGGAGGAGAUCAAUGCAUUUUACCAACAAGUAAAUGAGUACAUGAAAUCGAAGCCUUCCUUUAAACUGUGCCGAGGUGUGCAGCCAAAGAUUCCUGAAUCGCAUACAGCUAGUGUUGGGGGAGCUUCCUCUGAGUUGCGCUCAUCUGAUUCUGGGUCUGAAGAUUAAUUUGCUGUUCCCUCUCAUAGUAGGUCUGGGAAAUUCCAAAUUUUGGUGACGGUUGGUUAAUUUCUUUGACUCCUAAAAGCUGAUAUGAUGAUUUGGGGUAUUAAAGUAGGGGGUGGGUUUUUGGUUGGAACUGGCAGUUUGCAGAUAUUGCAAUAAAGAUAAGGGCGCCUUAAUCCUGCCAGGAAAAUUUUCUUUUGGCUACAAGGUUGGUUUGUGAGGGUAGGUUAAAGGGCUAUUUUAUAUGGGGAUAAAAUUGCAUCAUUUGGGGCAUUUUGUCCUUCCCAUUUUCCUUCAAGAGAGUUUGAUUUUUACAAGGAAAAGUUUUUAUGGUGUUUUUGGUCAAUUUUACGAGAAAAGGAAAUUAAAUAGUGCCAUUUUUAGUUUGUCAUUAUUCUUCCCCCCCUCCCUCAUUUACUUUCUUUAGAUUUUUCUUAGAGCAAUCAUGUUUGUUUCUCGAGGCAAUAAUAACACGAGCAAGAUUGAAAUAUAAAAAUUCGUUUUGUGGAUUGAUUAUGGCA
Messenger RNA from Tripterygium wilfordii, 3372 nucleotides. RefSeq names its product mediator of RNA polymerase II transcription subunit 1-like. The record is from RefSeq and is a predicted model, not a curated record. The transcript is spliced from 5 exons. Lineage: Eukaryota; Viridiplantae; Streptophyta; Magnoliopsida; Celastrales; Celastraceae. Bases 1007 to 2854 code for a protein of 615 amino acids.